CAUGCGUGGCUCCGAUGGUCCAUGGUGCGCUCACCGAUCAAUGGAAAGAGCCGAAGAUGUCGGCUCGGUCAUGUGAUCAUCUGUGUCCAAUCACAGCUGAUCACAUCUGUCACGCUGACAGCUCGUGAGGAGAGCCGGUAAUCGGCAUCCCUCAGAGGGGACAUGUGCACUGAUCAUCAGUGUAGCCCCAGCAGUGCCAUCUGUCAGUGUCCAUCAGUGCCAGCUGUCAGUGCUCAUCCAUGCCACCUGCCAGUGCCCAUCAGUGCCAUAUCAGUGCCUACCAGUGCACAUCAAUGCCACAUAUCAGUGCUCAUCUUAGCUGCCUUUCAGUGUCACCCAUCACUGCCAGUCAGUGUCACCUAUCAAUGCCAAUCAGUGCCACCUAUCAGUGCAGCCAAUCAGUGCCAGUCAGUGCCGCCUAUCUGUGUGCAUCAGUGCCACCUAUCAGUGCCCGUCAGUGCUGCCUAUCAGUGCCUCCUAACAGUGCCAGUCAGUGCCGCCUAAUAGUGCCAGUCAGUGCCGCCUAACAGUGCCACCUAUCAGUGCCGCCUAGCAGUGCCAUAUAUGAAUGCUGCCUUUCAGUGCCCAUCAGUG
Molecule: messenger RNA, 594 nt
Organism: Staurois parvus
Lineage: Eukaryota; Metazoa; Chordata; Amphibia; Anura; Ranidae
Source: the annotation of a GenBank genome assembly